AUGACUUGCGAAACGGUAAGCGGCUUAGGUAUAAGCCUGGCCUUGAGCGCUCGGUCAUGUAAUUUUCAAGGUAAAAAAAUGGUUAAAAAAAAUUUUAAAGUUGUAGGAAGCACUGAAAACAAAAUAAUCAUUCUCGAUUUGCAUAUUGCGAGUGAUCUCCUAGAGUUGGUGAAUAUUAGAGACCGUAGGAAUCUCUACGAUUUUGGAAAGGCGUUGCACAGCCAUCUUGCAAAGGUUUUAGGAAAGUUUAAUUAAUGCAUUCACCGUUUCCUUGAAACUCUUUUAAAUAGCUAGUUCUGAACUAUUCUUUGGGACUUUGCGACGAUUCUCUGAUUAAAGGCCUGAUUAAAAAUUAGAGCAAAAUGGAUAAAAACGUGGACUGCUAAAAGGUAGUCUGCCUCAUUGAGAGCUCAGACGAAUUAUUUUACAAUCAUUUUUAAAGCAAUACAGUUAUUUUAAACCUCGCGGCGCCGCUACAGCCAUUCUGGAGGUUGCAGUGCAAUUGCUUUACUGUCCUUGUUUUCCAAGGCUAAUUUUCUGUCACAUUCUUCAUAGGACCCCUAACUAACACUACCCUACAUUCUGGUUUCAUUUCCAAAACUCGUCAAUUAAUCGUCAAAAGUCCGUGGAUUUUUAAAAACUCUCUGGAGAUCUGUGAUAAUCAGGGUUUCGAAAGGAAAUCCCAUCCAUCAAGCUCUUCUUUUCAGCGAAAUUUACUUGAGGAAAAUUACUUUUAAUAAUCCAUCAUAUGACAUCACCUCCGGGGAUUUUCGUAAUCUCAGCGAAAGCGGUUAAGAUUUGGUUUUGAGGUAGAAGCAGUAGAGUGCAUAUGCGGACGUAAUCGCAGUAGAAAAAGCACAAUUUUAGACUAAAAGAUAAGUUGUUUCUUUUGUGAUAUCCACAUGUCUACAGAAGUCAGGCCCUACCGUAGUAUUCUCAUCUCGGAGCGUUUCAAUCUGUCGUUGAAAUAGGAAGCCUUCAGAGGAAAUAUCAGAAGACAUUACUCUUGCUCUGACCUUGUGAUUGAUCGGGUUAGGUCAUGAUAAUUUAAUCUGUUCACAGGAAUGACGCUUCGGUGAAAUUCUGGAAGUAAUUUUUAUAACUAGCAAGCGGAUAAGUAUAAAAUUAAAUAAAGAGAAAGAACGGUCUGUCAAGUCCUUGCGAAACACUAGCCAAAAUUAUUUAGAACAUGCUCGGGUUCGUGUACCAAAAAUUUGAUGAGUGCUUCCCCUUGCAAUUAAAAAUAUAAUAUAUGUUCUUAACCUUCACAAAAACCAAUUUUCAGCUUCUCCUUGUCCUCCUGACAUCCAUCUGCUCCUGUAUCGACAUUGCUUGUUGUGUGCUUUCGCCACACGCAUCAGUUGUUUACUUCUUCCUUGUUUUGGUAUUCAUCUCCAUAAUUGCAUUUGCUGCGUCGAUCGGUGUACAUUUCUGGUUCCAACCAAAUUAUUUGAAGGCCAUCAAAGCUUAUUCUAUCCUCAGAGUCACACUGGACGCGCUGAUUCUCAAUGGAAUCGCUUACUUGGUGACUGUUCACCUUGAAGGCAAGUUUAGUCAAGAACUUUUGUUAUGUAAUUUAAUUUUUAGGUGAACAACUUCAAUUGUAUCCUCUUGGAGGGCUGAUUUUGGUCUCGCUGCUACUUCAUACUUUGCAAAUUCCGUGUGUGAAUAGACUGGUUGCCAAAAGGGAAGCAAACGGCCAAGAAAACGAAAGGAAAACUGCUGAUGAUUCGAAUAUUCCGUAUGGAGCCUUGCCAUGA
Molecule: messenger RNA, 1760 nt
Organism: Bursaphelenchus xylophilus (pine wood nematode)
Lineage: Eukaryota; Metazoa; Nematoda; Chromadorea; Rhabditida; Aphelenchoididae
Source: the annotation of a GenBank genome assembly